Fusarium sp. VM40 is the source of this 1173-nucleotide messenger RNA. Lineage: Eukaryota; Fungi; Ascomycota; Sordariomycetes; Hypocreales; Nectriaceae. The record is from the annotation of a GenBank genome assembly.
AUGGCUGACCAGAACAAGAAGAACGACGACUUCGUGGCCAACAUGCCUGAAGUCGCCAACGAGAACAACAUUGGCGAUGGCGAGAAGGAGAACGACUCCCUUGUUGGUCGUGGUCCUGGCACCGAUGCCCUCCCCGCCCAGGCCUCAGGAUUCACCUCCAAGAUUGAGAACAGCGGACCAUUCUCUAUUCUCUCCUACUGCCUCUCCUCCAUUUCCAUGACUGUCGUGAACAAGUAUGUCGUGUCUGGCAGUUCAUGGAACCUUACUUUCUUCUACCUUGCGUGCCAGUCUAUUGUAUGCAUUGGUGCCAUCACAGCAUGCAAGCAGUUUGGUCUUAUCAAGUCCCUCGCUCCUCUGGAGAUGGACCGCAUCAAGAAGUGGUACCCUAUUUCGCUCGUCCUCGUUGGUAUGAUCUACACAAGCACCAAGGCUCUGCAGUUCCUCUCGGUGCCUGUCUACACCAUCUUCAAGAACUUGACCAUUAUUGCCAUUGCAUACGGCGAGGUUCUCUGGUUCGGCGGUUCCGUUACCCCUACGGCUCUCGCUUCGUUUAGUCUUAUGGUUCUGAGCUCCGUGGUCGCUGCCUGGGCUGAUAUCAAGAGCGCUAUUUCUGGUGACUACAGUGCCACCACUGGCGAUGCCGAUGCGCUUGCUACCUUGAACGCCGGUUACUUCUGGAUGGCCAUGAACGUCAUCUGCUCUGCCUCUUAUGUUCUGGGCAUGCGCAAGGUCAUCCACAAGAUGAACUUCAAGGAUUGGGACACCAUGUACUACAACAACCUUCUCACCAUUCCCGUCCUUGUCUUCUUCUCCCUUGUCACCGAGGACUGGUCCAGCGUCAACUUCGCCAAGAACUUCCCCGAGGACUCGCGAAACCGCAUCUUUGUCGGCAUCAUCUACUCCGGUCUGGCUGCCAUCUUCAUCUCUUACUGCUCCGCCUGGUGCAUCCGAGUCACCUCCUCCACCACCUACUCUAUGGUCGGUGCUCUCAACAAGCUGCCCAUCGCUGUUUCUGGUCUCGUCUUCUUCGCUGCCCCCGUCACCGUUGGAAGUGUCUCUGCUAUCUUCAUUGGUUUCGUUUCGGGUAUCGUAUAUGCCUGGGCCAAGGUCAAGGAGAACGAGGCUAAGAAGAAUGCUUUGCCUACCGCUGAGAGCCGUGAGGCAGCUAAAUAG